Molecule: messenger RNA, 1017 nt
Organism: Aureobasidium pullulans EXF-150
Lineage: Eukaryota; Fungi; Ascomycota; Dothideomycetes; Dothideales; Saccotheciaceae
Product: MFS general substrate transporter
Exons: 3
Biological process (GO): transmembrane transport; carbohydrate transport
Cellular component (GO): membrane
Molecular function (GO): carbohydrate:proton symporter activity
Source: RefSeq, a predicted model, not a curated record
CUGUCCACAACGUGGAGUUGGCGCGCGCCAUCCCUUCUCCAAUUUUUACCCUCUAUGCUGUGUCUGGUUGUGCUUCCAUUUAUCCCAGAAAGCCCCAGAUGGUUGGUUUACAACGAUAGACUUGAGGAGGCGAAGCAGGUGUUGGUGAAAUAUCAUGCUAAUGGAGAUGUCGGGGCGGAGGUGCUAAGAGUGGAGUUGAAUGAAAUCGUGCAGACGUUGGAGUACGAGAAGAGUGUGCAAAAAGCCGGGUUCAAAGCUUUGAUUGCCACCAGGCCGAAUCGAUGGAGAUUUGGUAUCGUGGCUGCCUCUUUUUGUCAGAUCUCAGGAAACAAUAUCAUUACUUAUUAUCUAGGCACCGUUCUCACCACCAUCGGUAUAACAGGCGUACAAACACAAUUAGCUAUAAAUCUGGGCUUGAGUGUGUUCAAUCUCCUCUGCGCCAUAGCCGGCAGCUCCGUCUGUGAAAAGAUAGGACGUCGUCCUUCUUUCCUAAUCUCAACCUCAAUAAUGGCAUUACUGCUUAUAAUCGUCAGUGCAUUGACAAAACAAUUCUCCACCACCCCCACCACCGCCUCCUCUUCCGCCCAAGUAGCCCUGAUCUUCCUCUUCUACGGCGCAUAUUCACUCGUCUGGACACCACUAGCCUACCUCUACCCUCUAGAAGUGCUGUCGUUUUCCCUCCGCGCGUCCGGAAUGGCUAGUUAUAAUGGAUUGUGCUAUACGGCUGCAUUCUUCAAUACGUAUAUAAUACCUUAUGCGAUGGGGUGGUCGAGUUGGGGGUUUUAUUUGAUCACGGCCGGGUGGUGUUUUGUGGAGGUGGGGGUUAUGUGGGUUUAUUUCCCGGAGACGAAAGGGAUGACGUUGGAGGAGGUUGAUGUGGUGUUUGAUGGUGUGGGACAUGUUGAUUUGGAUGUUGAUGUUGAUGUUGAGAUGAAGGGGGUGGAGGUUGUUGAGGGGGAGGAAGUUGUGGUUGAGGUGGUUGGGAAGGAUGGCGACGGUGGGAAGGUGAAGCAGUAG